AUGUUUACGACCUUUGCCAGAACCUCUCUUCUCCGGACCUCUGUCCGGACGCUUCCUAUUGUUCUAGGUGCUCUGUACAUAUUAAGACCAAAACCUAUAUUUAACGAUGCUGUGAUGCCUCAAAGGUACGAGGCUCCUAUUGGGGUAAGGGUCAACACACAGCCUAUUCCAUUGCAAAAAAAAUUGAACUACAACGACCUUUGCAUUGGUUCGAUCACUGGGCUUUUCUUGGGGAUCAUAGUAGGAAAGCUAUCCACGACAAUUGCCUUUUUGGGAGUGUCUGCGUACUUGUUUUUGCAGUUUUUGGAGAGUAGGGGUAUCAUCACCAUUCCGUGGCGGUCGGUGGUGAAGAUGGGGAAGCAGCAGAUCGAUUUGAAGUCGAUGUUCUUUGAGAACUUGAGCUUCAAGCUAUCGUUUGUGAGCACGUUUGUUCUCGCUGCAUGGAACAUUUAG
Molecule: messenger RNA, 453 nt
Organism: Australozyma saopauloensis
Lineage: Eukaryota; Fungi; Ascomycota; Pichiomycetes; Serinales; Metschnikowiaceae
Exons: 1
Coding region: 1-453 (150 amino acids)
Biological process (GO): autophagy of mitochondrion
Cellular component (GO): mitochondrial outer membrane
Source: RefSeq, a predicted model, not a curated record